This is a messenger RNA of Lontra canadensis (Northern American river otter), 786 nucleotides long. RefSeq names its product chromosome unknown C7orf50 homolog (gene CHLSN). NCBI's taxonomy places the organism in Eukaryota, Metazoa, Chordata, Mammalia, Carnivora, Mustelidae. Bases 98 to 736 code for a protein of 212 amino acids. The transcript has 5 exons. The record is from RefSeq and is a predicted model, not a curated record.
GCCUGUCACUCCUUUCGCCACAAGCCGCCCUUUGACUAAAGCGUGCGGUGGGCUGCGGCGCGUGCGCCUGCCCCAGGCCAGGGCUCGCGGCGGAACGAUGCCACCUGGGACUCUCGCGUUCUGCGGGGACAGAAUUAAUAAGAUGGCAAAACAGAAGAGAAAAGUUACUGAAGUGACAGAGAAAAAGAAGAAAAAACUGAAGAAGGCGUAUGCAAAAGAGAACCUACUGGCACCCGAAGCCAUGCCGGGGACCAAGCAAGCGCACGCCGAGGGAGACACAGUGUCAGGGACCAAGCAGGAAACGGCCCCCCAGCUGCCUGCGCUGACCCCAGAGGAGAAGAGGAUCCGGGACAGGAAGCUGAAGAAAGAGCGGAGGAAAGAGGAGAGGAGGCGGCUGCGGGAGUCGGGAGCCGCCCAGAGCCUGCCGGCCAAGCGCUCUGGGUCCCAGCUGGCCCUGGACUACCUCCGUGGCUGGGCCGAGAAGCACGAGAACUGGAGAUUUCAGAAGACAAGGCAGACGUGGCUGCUGCUGCAUAUGUACGACAGCGACCAGGUUCCCGAUGAGCUCUUCUCCACCUUGCUGGCCUACCUGGAGGGGCUCAGGGGCCGCGCCAGGGAGCUGACAGUGCAGAAGGCAGAAGCCCUGAUGCGGGAGCUGGACGAGGCCAGUGGCGCAGAACCCCUCCCACAGGGGAAGACCCAGCGCAUUCGGCAGGUGCUGCAGCUGCUCUCCUAGGGGGUGGCCGGCAGGCCCGCGGGCCACUGCCAUCACUCAGGAUGCAGCCC